UUUUUUUUUCUCAAACCCCAAAAAUUGCCCUAUGUUUUCCAAUUUUUUACCUUUCGAACGCUAAGGUCACUCUCACACCGAAAAUUUCUGAAAUGUAGGUAAAAAUAGCGGUGUUUGCAAGCCUGCAAAAGUGAUAGCUGAUAAAGCAUCAUGGCACCAAACCCCAGAGUUGUGCAAGCCUUCCGCACGAUGAAGGAAAUAGGAAUUAGCGAGGAAAAAGUGAAACCAGUAUUGAAGAAGCUUCUAAAGCUGUAUGAAAAUUGGGAGCUAAUUGAAUCAGAGAAUUAUAGAGUUCUUGCUGAUGCUAUCUUUGAGGAGGAGGACAGCAAGGUGUCAGAACCUAAAAAAAGCACUGCACAUGAUCAGGAGGACAUUGACGAAGAAGGUUCCACACCUGUUGAGCUUGUUCGCCCCUUAAAAAGAGCACGAUUGAAAAACCAAGAAGGGCUGGCCACUUGUUCUCAUACAAAUGGAAGCUCUAAUGUUGCUGGAACUCUUUUAAAAGAGCCUAAAGUUGAGGAGAAUGAAAUACCUCCUGCUUCUUUACAACACCGGUCACUUCAGUCCAAUGUUGGAAAUAUAAGGACAGAAAUCCUGCCUGCUUCACCUGGUCCUGUUUGCCCUCAGCCUCCCUCUCAUGCUCCUGUUUCACCCCAUCAUAGUGGUAGGGAUAAAGGAAAGCAGAUUGUAGAACCUAGGCCUAACUACAAAGGAAAGGAACCUAUGUCACCUCAUGUUGCUUCCAAGGGAAAAGGCCCUGAGAGAGCAUCUGUUGCCUUGCGUAUUAAAGAUCCAGCUCCUGAGCCUGGUAUUAUUCCUAACAAUAGGGUCUCUGCUACUCAGGCACUAAUUAUACCCAAGGAAGAGCCCUUUACUGAUGACAUGCCACAGGAUGAGGUUCCUCUUGCAGUUAUUCAGCCAGAUUCAUUAAGCGGAAGAGAUUUGCCAAUUGGGGAUUUUUCAACUGAAAAAUCAAAUUGGCUGGAACCUCCAGAAUCCUUGCAUGCAGCUGAAAUUGCAGGUUCUAGUGCUUCAGCUUCAGGAAGUGAGAGACAUACCAGCUGCGAGCAUGCUACUGUUCCUGAUGAAAUUCCUUCUAUCCUAGAGAUUGCCUCAUCACAAUUGGGAGAGGUGACGAUUUCUCUAAGUUACAAUUCUGCUCUUGGGCCAAAUUUCCAAUUGCCUAGUAUAGAUGAACUAAGAGGACUGAUGGAGCUGAGAUGUCUCCAGUCUUAUAAACUCAUUGACCCAAAUUUUGAUGUUAUCAAAAUUCUGACUGAUAUGUGUGAGUGCAUCUCGGAAUUGGCAACUAAUUCUUCUAAUCAAUCGCAGGAAGGUAAUGAGAUGCCAGCUCUUGACGUAUUGAAGAAAUCUCCUUCAAGAGGUGAUGCUGAGAAAAAUAAGGAAAAUGGUUGUUGUGAGGCAGCUAUGAUGUUAAAUGAAUCUUUCGAUAAUCACUGCUCUGGUAAUGGAUUUGUUGACAAUGUUGGGAGGAAGGAAUUGGUGGUUGCUCCACAGCAUCAUCUUACAUCUAAUGAAUUAAGGCGUGUUCUUGAUGCAAGUGACAUAACCAAGGGAGAAGAAAAUUUUGAAAUUUCAUGGGUAAAUGAAAUUAAUAAAGAGUUUCCUACACCGUUUCAAUAUAUAUCAGACAAUUUGGUAUUUCAAAAUGCCCAUGUUAGUUUUUCUCUUUCUCGGAUUGGAGAUGAAAGAUGUUGUCCUACAUGUCUCGGGGAUUGUCUCUUCUCCCAGAAGCCUUGUGUAUGUGCUUGUCAAGCUGGGGGAAAAUUUGCUUAUACCCCGGAAGGUGUUAUUAAGGAAGACUUCUUAGAAGAGUGUAUCUCUAUGACUCGUGAUCCUCAAAAACAAUGUCUUCUUAAUUGCACAGAGUGCCCUCUUGAGAGAUCAAAAGCGGAUGACUUUCCGGAGCCUUGUAAGGGUCACUUACAGAGAAAAGUAAUCAAAGAGUGUUGGAUCAAAUGUGGGUGCAAUAAGCAGUGUGGCAAUCGGGUGGUGCAGAGAGGUGUAAAUUAUAAAUUGCAGGUGUUUCUGACACCUGAUGGAAAAGGUUGGGGCCUGAGAACUCUCGAGAAUCUCCCCAAAGGAGCUUUUGUUUGUGAGUUUGUUGGAGAAAUACUCACCAUCCCUGAGUUUUAUGCAAGGAACAGGGAGAAACAUACAUCUCCAGUCCUGCUGGAUGCUUACUGGGGGUUGAAGGGAGUUCCUAAGGAUGAAGAGGCCCUCUGCUUGGAUGCAACAUGUUAUGGAAAUGUUGCUAGGUUUAUCAAUCAUAGAUGUUUAGAUGCGAACUUGAUUGAGAUUCCUGUUGAAGUGGAGACUCCAGAUCUUCAUUACUAUCAUCUAGCCUUCUUUACAACAAGAGAGGUUCAUGCGCUUGAAGAGCUGACUUGGGACUAUGGUAUCGACUUUGAUGAUCUCGACCAUCAUGUUAAGACAUUCCAGUGCAGAUGUGGCAGUAAAUUUUGCCGGAACAUGAAACGUUCAAUUAGGUCCAAGUCUGCGACGAGAUGAGCUGAUUUUUGGUCUGGAAAUGUUUUGCCAUCGUCGGUUUACAAUGCCCCCAAAAAAAAAACCCUCUGAUUAAUUUGGCGAAAAAUAUAUAUACCAAACUGCUUUGUUUUUAAACGGUUAAACUGAUUGCAGCUUCAUGUAGUCAUUAGUUCAUUCUCCA
Messenger RNA from Gossypium raimondii (Peruvian cotton), 2692 nucleotides. Its product is annotated as probable inactive histone-lysine N-methyltransferase SUVR1. The record is from RefSeq and is a predicted model, not a curated record. NCBI's taxonomy places the organism in Eukaryota, Viridiplantae, Streptophyta, Magnoliopsida, Malvales, Malvaceae. Gene Ontology annotation, molecular function: protein binding; histone methyltransferase activity; zinc ion binding. Gene Ontology annotation, cellular component: nucleus.